GCGGAUCGUAGCCCGGGCGCACGCGAUCAGAUGAUCCUGGUGUGGACGGCCAAGUUGUAGGCGGGAUGGCUGAGCAAGCGGCGCUAGGACCCCCGGGCAGAGGCUCGGGGAAGGGAGUCGGGGGGAAAUGCCUUACAAGGUCCCCUUGCGGUCACCAUCUGAGCCCGCCGCCCAAAAUAGCCCCCGGCGCCCGCUGGCCUGCCUUAUGGCCGAGAGAUGGCUGCUGCCUCCGAGCCCGUGGAUUCGGGUGCACUCUGGGGACUCGCGCGCCCGGAGCCCCCUCCCACCCGCUUCCAUCGGGUGCACGGUGCCAACAUCCGCGUGGACCCCUCUGGGACGCGGGCCACACGCGUGGAGAGCUUCGCCCAUGGCGUGUGCUUCAGCCGCGAGCCGCUGGCCCCGGGCCAGGUCUUCCUGGUCGAGAUCGAGGAGAAAGAGCUGGGCUGGUGCGGACAUCUGCGUCUCGGUCUGACGGCGCUGGACCCCGCCAGUCUGGCCCCCGUUCCCGAGUUUUCUCUGCCCGACCUGGUCAACCUGGGCCACACCUGGGUCUUCGCCAUCACGCGCCACCACAACCGCGUGCCCCGGGAGGGCCGCCCGGAGGCGGAGGCAGAGGCCCCCAGCCGACCUCCAACCCUCCUGGUGGAACCAUAUCUGCGCAUUGAGCAGUUUCGCAUUCCCCGGGACCGCCUGGUGGGCCGCAGCCGGCCAGGGCUCUACAGCCAUCUCUUGGACCAGCUCUAUGAGCUGAACGUGCUGCCUCCGACCGCGCGCCGUAGCCGCCUGGGCGUCCUCUUUUGCCCGCGCCCCGAUGGCACGGCCGACAUGCACAUCAUCAUCAACGGCGAGGACAUGGGUCCGAGCGCCCGGGGACUGCCAGCUGCGCAGCCCCUUUAUGCGGUGGUGGACCUGUUUGCUUCCACCAAGAGCGUGCGCCUUGUCCAGCUCGAGUAUGGCUUCUUCUUCCCACAGUGCCAUCCCUGCAGACUCUGUGCCGCCUAGUGAUACAGAGGAGCAUGGUGCACCGGCUGGCCAUUGAUGGGCUCCACCUGCCCAAAGAACUUAAGGACUUCUGCAAGUAUGAGUGAAGACCCGCAGCACACCAGAGCAGAGCUGCAUCCUGGGGCCCCAGACCUGUGGCUGGCUGGUCCGAAGUUGGCCACAUUGCUGCCAGCCAGGACAAGAAAUAAACAGCCAAUGCUGACA
Pongo pygmaeus (Bornean orangutan) is the source of this 1206-nucleotide messenger RNA. RefSeq names its product neuralized E3 ubiquitin protein ligase 2 (gene NEURL2). Lineage: Eukaryota; Metazoa; Chordata; Mammalia; Primates; Hominidae. The record is from RefSeq and is a predicted model, not a curated record. The transcript is spliced from 2 exons. The coding region runs from base 217 to 1002 and encodes 261 amino acids. Gene Ontology annotation, molecular function: ubiquitin protein ligase activity. Gene Ontology annotation, biological process: intracellular signal transduction.